Molecule: messenger RNA, 2575 nt
Organism: Diaporthe batatas
Lineage: Eukaryota; Fungi; Ascomycota; Sordariomycetes; Diaporthales; Diaporthaceae
Exons: 3
Coding region: 1391-2053 (220 amino acids)
Biological process (GO): protein polyubiquitination; proteasome-mediated ubiquitin-dependent protein catabolic process
Molecular function (GO): ubiquitin conjugating enzyme activity
Source: RefSeq, a predicted model, not a curated record
UAUCCAAUGCGAGACAAGAACCCACAUCCAAGGUGAGCAUUCAACCAAGACACGAUGGCAAAUAACAGACCCGUUUACAUCUAGCAGGGUCCAUCAAUAGCAGAUGGACCUAGAGGCUGCAUCUGGUUUCCCACCCCCAUUACACAUCAGCCCAUCAGUCAUCUGUACUGAAGAACAAGCUCGUGGGAGGACUACACUAGAGAGGGGCCGCAUUCUGGACCCGCUAAAUUAGAAUGUGGUUGACGGGCAUCGGCUUUCUUUCGGCACCGGCCCCAGUCUAUCUUCUGGCCAGUCCGUUCCAGUUGUCGCUCUCAGACCGGCGCUAGCGAUGAACCCGGUUGGUUGGUUGGCAAGUUGGUUGCGUGCGAGGCGUGCAGGCCGAGUGCGGUACAAGACAGGCGCCUGCUGUGUUGGAAUGUUGGCCGCCAUGUGUUCCUUUUAGUUUUGUCUAGUACAUAAUCUGUAUUGACCACAAAGUCUGGUUUACGGGUUUUGGGGGCAACUAACUCAGUGUGCACGCGAAGGCUUUCGUGCUGAGUCAGAUGACCAUGAAGACGGCGGCGGCGGCGGCGGCGGUAUGGUCUGGUCUGGCCUGGCCUGGUCUCAUUUGAAAUCAGGGACGCCCCACUCACCAACAAUGGGGCAGGGACGGGACAGUCGUCAUCUUGCCUGCUUGCGAGAGGCGUGGGUUGGUGUUUCGCGAACAGGAUGGGAUCAAAGAGGGGAAGGGUUCCUCACUGCCUGACUGCCGGCUGGUCCCAUAUGCCAGUUCUGAAUACUGAACAUCAUGUGCCUCUGCGAACGGUCUCACCCCUGCUGAUUCCUUUGCCAUCAUGCAGUCAACACCUCGUCUCAUCUAUUGUUGGCCUGUCUAGUGGGGGCUUAUCGCGCUUAGGCCGACUGCCACCCGGCCGUCGAGAUGCGCCGGGCGCGGCCCCUUCCUGCCCUGCGUCUGUCUGCACCGGCGCCCGUGCUGAUUCCAACUUUCCUAAAACACCACCUCUGUUCUCUUUAUUGUUCACAUUUCCCAUUUUCCCAUUUUCCCAUACCCUCCCCUUCUCGCCGCACGCCAACCCUCCCAACUUCUCCACAACACCAGCCCACCAUCCACUCCCCUCCGAGACACCCUAUCCUAUUGUCUUCCCUCGACUGAGCACUUCUACUGACUCCCACCCCCAUAUUUCGUCACGAGUCCUCUCGAGUCAACCCCCCCCCGACUCCCUCGCCCACCGAGGCCACACCGGACAGCCAACCCUAUCUGACCCGACAAACCCUCAGCCAGUGCAGAUCUGAGAAGCCUCGCCCUCCACAAUUACUCUUUCCAGUCCUCGACCCCCCCACCGCCAUCCUCGCGCCCUCAACGCGUCAGAAAAGCCAAAGUCAUCAAAUCAUGUCUCCCGACAGGCCCUCGCCCGCCGCGGCGAAGCAACGAAUCAUGGGGGACCUGAAGCAGGUGUCCUCGGAGAAAUGGGUCCGGGUCGACGCCGACGAGACAAACAUCUUCCGCUGGCAGGUUGCCCUGAUGGUGGUCAACCCCGAGAGCGCCUUCAACGGCGGUUACCUAAAGGCCGAGCUGGUCUUCCCCCACGACUACCCCUACUCGCCACCCAAGUUCCGUUUCCUGAGGCCCAUCUUCCACCCCAACAUCUAUCCCGACGGGCAGCUCUGCAUCUCCAUCCUGCACAAGCCCGGGGAGGACCUCAUGUCGGGCGAGAGCGCCACCGAGCGAUGGUCCCCGCUGCAGGGGGCUGAAUCCGUCCUACGAUCCAUUCUCCUCCUCCUCGACGACCCCGAGAUAAACUCUCCAGCCAACGUCGACGCUGGUGUCAUGUACCGAGACAACAGGAGAGCCUACAACGAGAAAGCUCGGAAGACGGUGGCCGACUCGCAGAAGGACAUCCCCGACGACUUCGUCAUACCGACCACCCUCGAGCCAGAGGCCCCUCCACCAAAGGCCAUGGACGAUGACUGGCUGAACGAGAGCGAGGAGGAAUUCGACUGGGAGGCUAGCGGCUCCGACGACGACAUGGAGGAUGACGAGGAUGAUGUCUAGGCAUGGCAAGCCAUCAUCUCUCGCCUUGCGUUGGACCUCUCAUUCUAGAAGUCCCGCCGAGGUCACUCAUGCUUCGGUAGCCCGUAGGAGGCCUUUCUCGCGCGGCGAGUCUCAGCCGGCACGAGGCACUCAAAUUACCUGCAUAGCGCGCUUUUACAACUUGGCUGGCGUUUGGGAAUUACACAAGGGGCCAGCAUGGGCACCACCGUCUCGGACUCUUAUCAGACAAGGUUUCUGGCUCACUGAGCCCGGCAUCAAGGACUGGCCGUGUGGAUAACCCCUUUUGAUUCGGGGCCAGAAGAAAAAAGGCGCCAGGGCGGGGAGGAAGGUAAUAUGGAAGGGCUGCAUUGCCCUCACAGUACCAUUAUAUCUGAACAAGGCUGCAUCAGAGGGCGCAGCCAGUUAUUGGAACCAUAGUCCACGGUCAACCAGUGGUGUCGUGGGGCAGAAAGCAUUUACUGCGCUUACUGGGAGUCAGAUUCAUCUUUUUGAGAUAGACAGGGAUACACAGAUUUGCUGUAA